Molecule: messenger RNA, 3075 nt
Organism: Ilex paraguariensis (yerba mate)
Lineage: Eukaryota; Viridiplantae; Streptophyta; Magnoliopsida; Aquifoliales; Aquifoliaceae
Source: the annotation of a GenBank genome assembly
AUGGCUUCUCUUCUGGCCAACGGAAUUUCUCAAUUCUAUCCACAACCCGUCACCGAAAAUCCCAAAAUCACAAAAGGGUUUUACCCAAAGCUCGAAUUUUUCAAAUCCUCAAACCCCAAAAAACCUAAUUCGAGAGUUUUCAAGACCAGUGCAAUUGGUUACGAACCUAAGAUGAUCGACUCGGACCUCCAAACAGGUAAGCCUUCAAUUUCAACCCCACUUGAGGAAGACCCACUUCAUAAGUUCCUCAAAAGGGACUAUAAAUGGGGUUUUUCAGAACAAAUUGAUUCUUUUACGAUUCCGAAAGGUCUAAAUGAGGAGACAAUUAGGUUGAUUUCUGCAAGAAAAAAUGAACCCGAUUGGAUGCUUGAAUUUAGAUUGCAAUCUUAUGAGAAAUUCUGCAGAAAAGUUGAGCCUAAAUGGGCUGAUAUUGAGUACCCUCCGAUAGAUUUCCAAAAUAUGUGUUAUUAUUCUGAGCCAAAAAAGAAACCGACCUUGAAUAGUCUUGAUGAGGCUGAUCCUGAGCUUGUUAGGUACUUUGAUAAACUGGGUGUUCCUUUAAAUGAGCAAAAUCGCUUGGCUAAUGUUGCUGUUGAUGCUGUUCUUGAUAGUGUUUCAAUUGCUACAACUCAUAGAAAAAUUUUAGAGAAAGCUGGAGUGAUAUUUUGUUCCAUAUCCGAGGCAAUUAGGGAAUACCCAGAUUUAAUCAGGAAGUAUUUGGGGAGAGUUGUGCCUCCGAAUGAUAAUUAUUAUGCGGCACUGAAUUCAGCUGUGUUUAGUGAUGGUUCAUUUGUGUAUAUACCUAAAGAUACUAAGUGUCCAAUGCAAAUUUCUACCUAUUUUCGGAUAAAUGCUAUGGAAACGGGGCAAUUCGAGAGGACUUUGAUUGUUGCUGAUGAGAGAAGUUUUGUAGAAUAUUUGGAGGGGUGUACUGCACCUUCUUAUGAUACAAAUCAGCUCCAUGCUGCAGUGGUUGAAUUGUAUUGUCACGAGGGUGCGGAAAUUAAGUAUUCUACAGUGCAGAAUUGGUAUGCUGGAGAUGAGGAAGGGAAGGGAGGGAUUUAUAAUUUUGUUACCAAGAGGGGGCUUUGUGCUGGUGCUCGGUCGAGGAUAUCGUGGACACAAGUAGAGACGGGUUCUGCUAUAACUUGGAAGUAUCCGAGUGUUGUUUUGGAGGGUGAUGAUUCUGUGGGUGAGUUCUAUUCUGUUGCAUUGACUAAUAAUUAUCAACAGGCAGACACUGGGACGAAGAUGAUACACAAGGGGAAGAAUACUAGAAGUAGGAUUAUUUCAAAGGGCAUUUCAGCUGGAAAUUCGAAAAAUACUUAUAGGGGCCUUGUUCAGAUUCUUUCAAAUGCAGAUAAUGCUCGAAACUCCUCACAAUGUGAUUCAAUGCUCAUUGGUGACAAUGCAGCUGCCAACACUUAUCCGGACAUUCAGGGAUUCUGCGAUGAUGAAGAAGAAGAAAGAGGGGGCUUCUGCGAUGAUGCUAAGGCUUUUGGUGUCUUCGAUUUUAACAGAUCUUCUUCUCCAUUUCCUUUUUCCUUUACUAUUUUGACUUUGGAGAUUUUGCUGAAGUUUCUACCAAAUCCACUGAAUGGCGGGAAACUGUCCAGCAACUCAGAUAUUGAUUUUGGAUUUAGAAAUGGUAAUUCAUCGUUUGAGAUUCGUUCUGAUCAAGGAAUAUCGAAUGUUAAUGUUUCUUCGUCUAAUUCAGAUGAUUUGGCUGUUCGAUUUGACUCGAUUGGCCAAGAUCUUGCAUCGAUUCAAUUUGUUGGGAUUGGUAAACCUUUUUCUAUGGAUCAAGAGAAAGGGGUUUUUCUAGAUUCUUCAAAAUUGGUGGGUACUUUCACUGACUCUUCCAGAGUUGUGCGAGAAUCUGAGAAGCUUCUAGUGUCUGGGAUAAGUGGUACUAAAGCAGCAAAAAGAGUGGUAUAUAACAAUGGUGAACCAAGAAUGUAUUGGUCAGCAGAGGAGACUCAGGAUUUGUCUGCUAAGUUUCAUCAGACUCUAAUUGGAAAGUGUGCAUAUGGGAAACCAUCGCUAAGGAGUGUUGUGAAGUCAUCUAAUAAAGAGCAAAAUGGAGGAGAGAAGAUGGAGAAAGGUAAGGGUGUUGUGGUUGUUGUGGAGAAGUUGGCUAGUCCUGUGAAAGAUAAUAAUCUUGGAAAUGGCUGGCAAAAUAAUAAGGCGAAGCAUGUGUUGCAAGAGGGGCAGAGAGUGAAACAAAGGAAAGAAUUCAGGCAAAAGACUAUUGUAACAAAUCAAGAUUUGGGGAAUAGAUUUUCUGUCUUAAUGGAUGCAAAUGGGGAUCAGCUGCAGAAUGGGAGAUUUGUGGAAUGUCCUGAUAAGGGACAGUGUAGUUUGCAAAAUCCCCUGUCUGAGGGGAUGGACCAAGCUAGCAAGGGUUUGGAAAAGGGAAAAGGUGUUUCGAUGGAGCAGAUUGAGUUAAUUUCUAUGGAGAAGGUGUUGGUGCCUUCUAGGGAUGAUAAGGUAAGUAAGGAGGGGGUUAUGAUGGAGGGUAAUGGGUGUAGUCAGCAGGUAAAUAUGGCUAUUAAUGUGGACGAAGAGAGUGUUGUGGAUUUGUCGGUACAGUUGAAACAAGGAGAUGAUGAGUUGAAUUAUGAGGCUCUGAAUGGUGGGAAUAAGGAAGUAGUUCAGAAUAUGGCGGGUGAUCUUCGUGAUGACCAAUCCACUUCCAUGGUGUUAAAGGAGCUGCAAAUGGAGGGUCAGGAGUGCGGUAUGCUUAACAAACAAGCUUUGCCAUAUUGCAUUGUUAAGCUGCUGAGCUAUGGUGCUGCAGUGCCGAUAUGCUGCUGUGCUGGAGAUGAUUGGAGCUCUGAAUUGGAGUCUGAUCUGGGGAAGAACCACACAACCCGUGUUGAGCAUGAAGCUACCACUUCCAAAAUUGGUGAAGAUCAGCUGUUCUACUUCCAGCAGAGAGGGAUCGACUAUGAAAAAGCCAUGGCUGCCAUGAUUUCUGGGUUUUGCAGGGAUGUCUUCAACGAGCUACCUGAUGAAUUUGGUGCUGAAGUGAACCAGCUCAUGAGCUUGAAGCUUGAAGGAUCUGUUGGUUAG